CACUAAGUUUACCUCAGACUUGAUUCCUGGCGCCGCGGCUCCGAAACGGAGGAAAGAAAAUGACGCCCAGCAGCGCGCGGCGUUAAGCGGAGACGGGCAGAGAGAGUGAGAGCGGUUUUAUUCUGUUUUGUAAUGUUUUAUUGUCAACAAAAGUGACGCCAUUUCGCGUCUUGACUCGAGACAGAAACUUUAAUGGUCCCGGGUUCGGGAGAGAAAAGUCCCGGAGGCUAAAGCAGGUUAGCCGCGGUUAGCUCUCGCGCUAGCGCCCUGUGCUGAGGCGCCCUGUGCUGAGGAGACCGUGCGGCUCGAAUAAAGCGGAAUAAACGCGGCGCUGAGGGGAUUCGGGAGCCGCCGCAGAGUCCGGGGUUUGUCUUUAUUCAGUAAAGGUGGGUGUGAGGAGUCUGCGUUUGGCCACCAAGGAGUUGUAGGAGAGACACGAGGCUGCAGGACUGGAACAGAAUGGGAACUGUUGUUGCUCUCGUUUUAUUAGAAGAGGAGAUUCUUCCCACGUUGUUGAGAUGAGCUCAUCGGAUCUGGCGUCUCUCUUCGUCUGCACUUCCAGCUUAAUUCCCAAACCACUCAUCACGGAAUUCUUGGAAUAUCGACAAGCGAGCUUGGCAUAAAUUACUGCAGAUCUGUUCAUCAUCAGGAAACGAGUAACUGGACAGUACAUGUAAAGUUUACCGACCUGUAAUAUAUACGUACACGCAUGCAUGCAUAUGAACUGGGAUUACGUGGAUCUCUAUAAUCUGGAAUGGGAGAAAUAUUUUAAUGACUGGAUUAAACUUCAGACGUGAAACGGAGUAAAGCCGGAAACUCGUUUAACUCUGAGACGUUUAUCAUUCAGCAGGAUGGCGGGAAAGGACUACAAUCAUCUCUUCAAACUGCUCAUCAUCGGAGACUCCAAUGUUGGGAAAAGCAGUUUACUACUGAGAUUUGCAGACAACUCCUUCUCUGGGAGCUACAUAACCACUAUAGGUGUGGACUUUAAAAUCCGGACGGUGGAGAUCGACGGGGAGAGAGUGAAACUCCAGAUCUGGGACACAGCGGGACAGGAGAGGUUCAGAACUAUCACCUCAACGUAUUACAGAAACACGCAUGGGGUCAUUAUCGUGUAUGAUGUUACGAAUCCCGAGUCGUUUGUGAACGUGAAGCGGUGGCUGAAUGAAAUCUCGCAGAACUGUGAUAACGUGUGUAAAAUAUUAGUUGGGAAUAAGAACGAUGAUCCGUCUAAGAAGCAGGUGGACACUCAGGACGCUCAGAGGUUUGGAGAGACUGUAGGAGUGCGAGUGUUCGAGACCAGCGCGAAAGAAAAUAUCAAUGUGGAAGAGAUGUUCAUGGCGUUUACCUACAUGGUGCUGCAGGCGAAGAAACGGAGUCAGAGUCGCGCGGAGAAAGAGCGGGAGAGAGAGAAGGACACAGUUCACAUCAACGCUCAGCGCGACCGUGACCGGAGGAAGAGAGGAAAAAAAUGCUGCUGAGAACCGAGAGACAGAAACGAACCGUGAGGAACUGCACCUGCGGCUCUGCAGCACCUUUCACAUUCUGUUUAUGCGUGACUUUGCACUGACGAGAGGAACUGGAAGCCACUAUAAAGUACCUGGAUGAUGGGUUUUUUUUUUUUUUUUACAAAUCUCAAUGUAAUUUUAUGACUAAAAGAGCGACGUACAGUCAGGUAUUACACUGUUAUUUCACAUCUAAUCAUUGUAAGAGCCAUUAACAGAGCUGACGUGAUUGUCAACGUGUGUCCAAUUAAAAAAAAAAGUAUUGAUGAGCCAAGUCAUGUGUCCAAAUUAAUCAUUAGCAAUAAAUUACUGUUUUAAAAAUGCA
This is a messenger RNA of Neoarius graeffei (lesser salmon catfish), 1830 nucleotides long. Its product is annotated as ras-related protein Rab-35. The transcript has 7 exons. Lineage: Eukaryota; Metazoa; Chordata; Actinopteri; Siluriformes; Ariidae. Gene Ontology annotation, cellular component: endosome membrane; plasma membrane. The record is from RefSeq and is a predicted model, not a curated record. Gene Ontology annotation, biological process: endocytic recycling. Gene Ontology annotation, molecular function: GTPase activity; GTP binding. The coding region runs from base 852 to 1481 and encodes 209 amino acids.